GAGUAAAUAACCAGAAUUUCAAAAUAGAGGUUUUUAUAACUUUCUAAAACCUAGAAAAUAAAUCUGAGAAGCUAUAAUUUGAGAGAAUUAGGCACUAGAGAAGCUUCAAGUGAGCUAACACUUUUUGGGGCAAUGACACUAGCUCCUGGGAGAGAUGAUAAGAACGGGCUAUUUUUAGUGAUAGUUAUUUUUGACAGCGAAAUCUGUUUCAUUUAAUUUGUAUGAAUAGUGUCAUCAAACUAGUGCUAGAAGCUGUCAACUAGUUGUGCGAUAGGUACUUUCCGAUACGAUCAUUUAUUGCCAAUCCUGUUUGAAAUUGAAACUUACCACAAAGAGUUUUGUAAUGAAACUAUCCUCAAUUAGAUAGCCCCUGAGACAAAGGGUUUCCUCUGUGGCCGCAAUUAUCAGCCAGUUAUUCACAAUAUUCCUUAAGAAGUUAUCAGAAAUCUGGUAUCAAUGAAAUUAGGUGAAUUCUAAACUAUUUUACAUAACAAGGUUGCUGAGGUUUUGCAUGAGUCCUAAUUCAUGAUUCUCAAGAUUUCCGAUUGAAAAAAUUCCUGAAACGUUUAUUGAAGGCACAGGCCCGGCCAAGUACUAAAAUUAAUAAAACCUCAUUGAAUUUUUCUCUUUGUCAUUUUUUGAUAAUUGAGUGAAUAAAAGUGUGAAAAGUGUCUACAAUUAACAGCUAUGAUACUAAAAUAUCGAUCAGAAAUUCUUCCUGAAGGGAUGAGCAACCUAUCAGGAAUUCUUUCUGAUAGAGCAAUUUUAUAUAAUAAUCUUUUCUCUUGAAGAGAAACUUGUUAUUUUAGCACUGGGCUCAAUUGCAUAUGUAAAACACUACCAAAGCUGAUAGUGUUGGAGCUGUUAAUAAUUUAUAAAUAUUUGUCAAGAUCUCUCCUGUGAGAUUUUCUUCAUAGAUAG
This is a messenger RNA of Moneuplotes crassus, 921 nucleotides long. The record is from the annotation of a GenBank genome assembly. NCBI's taxonomy places the organism in Eukaryota, Ciliophora, Spirotrichea, Euplotida, Euplotidae.